Diaporthe amygdali is the source of this 4356-nucleotide messenger RNA. Its product is annotated as cytochrome p450. The transcript is spliced from 10 exons. NCBI's taxonomy places the organism in Eukaryota, Fungi, Ascomycota, Sordariomycetes, Diaporthales, Diaporthaceae. Bases 1 to 4356 code for a protein of 1451 amino acids. The record is from RefSeq and is a predicted model, not a curated record. Gene Ontology annotation, molecular function: oxidoreductase activity, acting on paired donors, with incorporation or reduction of molecular oxygen; heme binding; monooxygenase activity.
AUGGUAUCUCUGCAAAACAAGAUAAUUUACGCCCCCUUCCUACCCCCGACCGCACGGUUCGAAAAGAUCGCAGAUUGGCAAAGUAAGCUGUUUGGCAUCAACUGGAAGGAAAUCCACAUGCGGUCGGUCGGCGGGACAGAUCUUGCCUUGGCUGUCGCCAGUGUCUCCUCAGAAGUCGAUCAGUCAUGCGAACAGGGCGUCUCUCACCAUAUCUACAUCCUCUACCUUCAAGGGAACGCAUCGUCCUUGCCACCUCGCUUGCCGGAUCAUUCUUGGAUCCUGAGGAAAAUCAAAACAAGUUUCAAAGAUGGCUAUCCCGGGUGUGGGAAAGCCCGCUUCACCCAAGUCGGUUUGAGUUAUCGUGGGUAUUGGACUUCGGCGGGCACCCCGAACGAGAUUGGUAUCAACCUAGAUGCUAUUGCGGCCAUGAAGUGGAUAUCUCAGCUACAUGAGAACACUUAUCAGAAGGCUCAGAACGGCAGUCAGGACGUGAAGCCGAUAGUUUUCAUUUGGGGUCAGAGCAUUGGAUCAGGCUUUGCCACCAAUCUCGCUGCGUCUGGCGCGAUUCCGUCCCACCUGGAGCCAACAGCCUUGAUCCUUGAGACGCCGUUCUUGUCCGUCAAGGCAAUGCUCGCGUCACUCUAUCCUGAGAGGUGGUUGCCAUAUCAAUACCUCCACCCCUUCUUGCGAAAUUUCCUGGACAGCGACAAGAAUCUCGGCACCAUCGCUAUGCAGCGGCUGAAAAAGGGUGCCCAGCCACCUGACAUCUUCAUUCUUGAGGCCGGCAGGGACGAAGUGGUGCCUCCGAGUCACCCGGAAGAGCUUCGGAAACGGUGUAUGGAAUUGCACCUGCCGGUCGAGACGGUCGUUGUGCCUAGGGUUUUCCACAGUGACGCGAUGAAUGGGAGGGCUCACGUAGCCGAUUUCAUUAUGAAGCAUACGGCGAAGGUCAUCCGUACGAGCUGCAGCGGUCCCGGAAACCGAGCCGUGAUCGCAGCCGUUUGCACUACAACCAUAUCAGGCCUUCUCACCCGCCCCAGGCUGCGUUGGUCAAAGUUUGGUCGCAACAUGACCUUCGACGAUGUUUCUGUGGUACCUAUCAGCUCGGCCGAGGGCCUGAGGGCCAAUUUCGCGUCUGAGCUUGACAAGAUUGGAACCGCCCAAGACGGCUCAUCCCACGAUAUUCUGCAACAGAUCGUGUUGGGCUGGUCGGCAAAUGUCACGGAUGGGCUGCCCGAUGCCUUGAUUUACCCUGCGAGGCGGGAUCCCGCCAAACUCGGCCAGACCCUGGAGAACAGUCCCGAAAUGGACUCUAUGUUGAAAGCUGAGGAAAUAUCGGGUAGUUCAAUUCUCUGGGAAACCGACAGCCAUCCUGAAUUCGACGCUCCUUUGGUGAGCAUGGGGAGGUUGGAUGAGCGAAGCCUGGCUGUUUUGCGGGUUUUGAGAGAAUUGACGGAUUGGAAGGACGAGCGCCUGGAGAUCUUCAUGAUAAAAUAUGACGGAACCCUCGGCGGCCAUGGUCAAGAGACUCUGCAGUAUCUGGAUCUACUGGGUCGCCCUAGACUCGUCGACUUCAACAUGCCCCGCCUUGACGUCCUCAGCUCGUCUCAUAGUGAAUGUGACGUGGCUUUUGUGCUGUACCGCAAAGACCUUCUGGUGGAUAGUCUCGUGCGGCUAGAAAUUCGCGAUGAUGAAAACUAUGAAUGGCUCAAAAACCAGAUCGUGUGUUUUCUUAUACACCUUGCAGCUGAGAGGCAUGCUAACUACAUACUUGACCUUGCGAUUGAUGAGUUCAACGAGAGCCGGUCUAACGUCGACACUAAUGUUGACAACAAGUUACUACGACUCCCAGACGCGCUAUGGGUGUUGGAAGCACCCAAAGAUGUUGCCCAGAACCCGAACGGCUUUGUUGCUAUUUUGAUCGACGACUAUUUCAGCAACAUCGAGGCAGCUGUGGGCUACCCUGAAGGCGAUCUGGGCUUUGAAGAGGCAGGGACUGUAAUUCGGAUUUGCGUGGAGUACCACCAUGGGUUUGACAGAGCUACGCACGUGAUCCGAUCUUGGUAUUAUUGCUUCCGUCACCAUGCGCUCCCUUUCUUGCGUCUUUCCGACAUAAUACGCAUCACCGAAUUCUCCAAGUACAAUGUGGCUGGCAAGAUAGCAGGCGGCACCUUCGACAAUGCCUCAGAAACACCUAGCCGCAGGCCGAUGGAACGGGACGAGAUUAGCGGUAUGUUUGCGAACAUGGUACAGCUAGGAUGGUACAAGGAAGCUGUUGAGUUCCUUCGUGAAUUCGCGCUCCGAAGACUAUGUGCAGGGGGCCCUGGCUUCACUGGCGAUAUCUUCCACUUGCUGUGGCUCCCCUUCUUCGCCGACGUCUUCAGAUGGAACGCAGACCACAGCACAUACACCAUCUCGCGCAUUGCUCUCAGCCACAUUGUCCGUCAGCUCGACGACCGCGACUGUGCCUGUCACACCCGCGAAACGAAGGCGGCAGGGCCGGUUCUUGUCCUGCACAAACGAGAUAACGAAAGAGUAUGGAGGGCAUGGAAUGAUAGGAGAGAGACGGCAAGGGGGAAAUUGCGUGAGUUCGGGUGUCUUGAAGAGAUCUUCGGGGAGCAGCACGCAGUAUGGGGAUCUCUGGCCUUUCUCGAAAGAGCCUCGCCCCUCGAAUUCACGACUCCAUUCACCAUGGUACAUACGAAUUCUGAAGUCGACAAAACGCUGUUAGAUAUCAGGCAAAUGCUGCUAGAGAUGCUUAGCCUAGUGCGGCAGGUUGGGAGCCUAUCGUGGAAGACAGUCACUCUCAACUCCCAAGGACUCGUCCCCUUCUAUACCACUGUCACUCUGAUCUUUCUAUCCUUUACAUUCCUUGCCACAUAUCGCCUCUUCUUCCACCCCUUGUCCAAACUGCCUGGUCCUUUACACCUCAGGCUCACCAACAUUCCCCUUCUGUGGCGCUCGUACGUCGGCGAUGAAGCGACCUAUCUCACCUCCCUCUUCCGCCGCUACAACACGCCAAUUCUGCGCAUCGGCCCAGGUGAAGUCCUGAUCGCCGACGGUGCUGCACUCGCUCCCAUCUACAGCUCCAAUGGCGGAUUUCCUAAAGCCACCUGUUACCGCAAUUUCGACAUUGACGGCUUCCCCUCCCUGUUCUCAGCCUUGGACAGAUCUCACCGUGCGCCGCGGGCGAAGAGCGUGCAGCCUCUUUUCGCGACUGCUAGCCUGAGAAAGGGCGAGGAGAGGGUCAAUGCUGUCGCGAAGGACCUGGUGGACCGACUGAAGCGCGAGAGAGAUGCGGCCAAGGACGGGGACAGGAAGGUGGACGUCCUCGACGCGGCGAGGAGGGCUGCCGUCGACACGGUCACAGCGUACCUCUUUGGGGUCAACUACGGAGGCAUUGGUGAGGUUGAGAAGGCCGAGGAGAAGGCCCAGGGCAAAUUGAGCGCAAGCGAGUUUGUGAACGCGUUCGUCGCCGUGGGCAGGUUCUUCUUCCUUCCGACCUGGGCUUUCAUGGCGCUUGAGCAGGGGGCGGCCUAUUUCUUUGAGACCGAGGACACAAAAGCCAGUUUCAACAGCGUUCAAGAAUUUGUUGAAAGACUGGUAGACGAAGCAGACAUCGGGGACGAGACGUACCAGGCGAGGAUGUUGAGGGCUGGGUUAAGCAGGGAGGAGGUAGCUGCGCAAUUGAAAGACCUGAUGUUCGCCGGGACGGACUCCAGUGGGAUGAACUUGAGCACAUUCUGUUGGCAGCUAGCCAAACACCCAGAGAUAUAUGCAAAAGUCAAGGCAGAGGUCCUACAGGCGAAGCAAAACGACGAUGGUUAUGACCCGUCCUUGCUGCCUUGCCUGCGCGCCUGUCUUAGAGAGACACUUCGUCUGAGCAUGGCAAAUCCAACCCGGCUCCCAAGAGUGGUUCCUGAAGGCGGCUGGGUGUUCACACCAACAGCGGGCUUCUCAUUCACCGGCGAACCUUCAGCAGCAGGGAAGCAGAAGCCCUCACAGCGUCCAUACUACCUGCCGGCAGGAACGAUUGUCUCGGUGCAGAUCCACACGAUUCACCACAAUCCCGCCGUGUUCACGGACCCAUACGAGUUUAAGCCUGAGAGAUGGCUCGAAUCGUCUCCCGAACAGCUGGAGAGGAUGAAUCGUGACCUGAUCCCAUUCUCACUUGGAAGCCGAGCCUGUAUAGCGCGCAAUCUGGCUAUGAUGGAGCUGAAUGUAGCGUCUGCUGCGAUUCUCGAGAGCGGAGUGCUUGAUGGGGCAACAAACGUGGGUGAAGAAAUCGACAUUCUCGAGUGGUUCAAUAGCAAGGUCCGGGGAGAGCGUAUAGAGAUCGAAUAUGCACCCGCCUGA